Molecule: messenger RNA, 1056 nt
Organism: Penicillium robsamsonii
Lineage: Eukaryota; Fungi; Ascomycota; Eurotiomycetes; Eurotiales; Aspergillaceae
Product: putative sexual development protein (LsdA)
Exons: 2
Coding region: 1-1056 (351 amino acids)
Source: RefSeq, a predicted model, not a curated record
AUGCACUUCCACAUUGCCACCCUUCUGGGCGUGGCCCACUUGACUUUUGCUGCUCCGUUUCUGAGUGUGUCGACUCACCCUCUUCCGGGUGGAAUGCCUAAUCCAAGUCCCAGUGAGCUGGAGAUGAUUGAGCUAAAUGCGCAUGGAACUCUGCCAAAUGGACCUGCUCCUGCUGGUAUCAGCGAAGGAGGAAUCGUUAACCUCAAGCUUAUCGCAUUCAACGAACUAUUUGAAAUUGCCUUUUUCGAUCAACUGAUCACAAAUAUCACCGACAACAUCUUGGGGUAUCGCUUCUCUGAUAAAAACGAUUACAACUUUGUGCUGAAUAGCUUGAAGGUGAUUCUGGCGCAAGAGGAGAUCCAUGCCCUAGACGCCAACAACGCCUUGGCCCGUGUUGGAGUUGACCCAAUCGAGCCUUGUCGCUAUACCUUCCCCGUCCAUGACUUUGAUGCGGCCAUUAUGCUCGCCACUACCUUCACAGAUGUAGUGUUGGGAACCCUGCAGGACGUUGUGGAGAGAUUUGCUGUCGGUGGUGACAUCGGACUCGCACGCGCAAUUUCCUCCGUCAUUGGCCAGGAGGGAGAACAGCAGGGCUGGUUCCGUGUCAUGCAGGGCAAAUUCCCUAGUGAACUGCCUUUCUUGACCACCAGUGAUCUCAACAUUGCCUUCACUGCCAUCGAGACGUUCGUCGUGCCUGGCACUUGUCCCAACAUUGACUCCAUUCCGCUCAAAAUCUUCCCACCUCUCAAUGUUAUCAAAGGCCCGACCGCGGAGACCGGACACAUCAAGGUUUCCUUUGACGAUAGCGAGGAGAUUGAUGACGGUAUACUGUGGCUCGCCUAUAUCAACCAACAGAAUCUGCCGAUGGUGGAACCACUACAUGUUGUCUCAAAGGAAAAUGGCACCAUUAUUGCAAAAGCUCUGUUCCCCUAUGAUGCAUAUGAGAUGAACGGGUUGACCAUCGCUGCAGUGACUGCCACGAAAGGACCAUUUCUUAAUGCACACGGUGUGGCAAAGGAAACUCUCGCCGGACCUGGCCUUUUUGUCAUCGACUAA